CGGUUCCAAAGCACGCUCAUCCUCCUCGCCUCAGGCAACUUGGCUACCGACCUCUCGGAGCUUUCGGAGCUUCGAAUUCCACCAUCCAGCCAAAACAUUCCAGGUUAAGUUUACGUAUUUAUCAAGCUUUACAGACUGCUUGGCACCGAUUGCGAGGCGGCCAGAAGUGGGCGGAGGAAGUCAUGUUCAGCAAUGCGGUUCGUCAGAAGGAACGGACCGGCAAAUAUGGCACCGCUCGCGACCAAUAUUUGCAAGACCUUGUAACGGAAUUUCAACAAACUGUUCAUGAAGAAACUAAAGAGCAAGUAGUAGCGCAUUUGGCCAACUUCGCUUACGAUCCAUUCAACUUCGAAUAUCUUCGCGCACUCAACGUUCUGGACUUAUUUCUAGACUGCUUGGCGGAGCCUAAUGAGAAGCUUGUUGAAUUUUCUCUGGGGGGAAUCUGCAAUUGUGUUGCUGAUUCCAUGAAUGCUUCCAUUGUAGUGAAGAAUGGUGGAAUACCUCUGAUUAUUCAAUGCUUAUCAAGCCCUGUUGAGAAUACGGUUCUAUCGGCUAUUGCAACGUUAUAUUACCUCUGUAACCCUGCAACCAGAAAAGAAAUUUUGAAACCAGAGGUUGUGGAUUGUAUGAACAAGUACGCCAGUGCUGGUGAUGUGAACAAAAAAUUUAGCAACUUAGCGCACUCCUUUCUUGCUACCCACUUGAACGAAAGUUAGUCAUGAGGUCAUCAAAUAUGUCAUCUGGCGAAAACACUUAGGCGCGAUAUUCUUGAAUCAGUUAGCAUUGAUUGCCUGGACAUCACCUAUCUGUGCUUCGGUGCUUAUUGUGAACUGCAUGAUACCGUUCAUUGUAAAGGCUUUUUCAAGUGUGUCUUGUAUGACCUUGAAAUAUUUAUUGGAGCCUUUACUUCAUACUUGUGAGGCAGCUCCUAUCAACAAUGGGGAUAUACUUUGGGAAGCUGCUUGAUAGUACUUUGUGGGGAACCAAGACCCACAAGAUACUCAUGGUUGGACUUGAUUCUGCAGG
Physcomitrium patens is the source of this 1026-nucleotide messenger RNA. RefSeq lists its product as uncharacterized. Lineage: Eukaryota; Viridiplantae; Streptophyta; Bryopsida; Funariales; Funariaceae. Gene Ontology annotation, molecular function: protein binding. The record is from RefSeq and is a predicted model, not a curated record.